This is a messenger RNA of Cucumis melo (muskmelon), 1771 nucleotides long. RefSeq names its product serine/threonine-protein phosphatase PP1 isozyme 3. Gene Ontology annotation, molecular function: protein serine/threonine phosphatase activity. The coding region runs from base 539 to 1516 and encodes 325 amino acids. NCBI's taxonomy places the organism in Eukaryota, Viridiplantae, Streptophyta, Magnoliopsida, Cucurbitales, Cucurbitaceae. The transcript is spliced from 5 exons. The record is from RefSeq and is a predicted model, not a curated record. Gene Ontology annotation, cellular component: nucleus; cytoplasm.
CUCCAAAUUGAUUUAAAGAGAAAAAAAACUUCUUUGGUGGUUAUGGUUUUGCAAUUUUCGCGGAAAUAGUACCCGCGGCCGUAAGCGGCGGUGGGUGGUGAAAACAGAAACGCGCCACCAUGGUGAUCAUGGAAGGUCGAAGAGUGCAUACGAAGUUCUAUGGGGUCCUCUCACAGCCUCACUUUAGAAAUCUUCUUCUUUACCUUUCUUUCUUUAAUGCCUCUUCCCCGUUUCCCUUUCUUCUUCAGAUUUUUCUUUUAGGGGUUUCUCCCAAUUCCACUCAAUAUUCUUCAAUUCGAAUAUAUUCUUCUUUUUUCCUCAAUUGAUCUCCCACCAUUCUUUUCCAUUUCACCAAGUGAGUUCUCAAUCUAAUGGCCAAACACAAAUACAAAUAUAAAUCUACACUUCAUGUUCCAUUUUGCUUCAUUUUCAAACACCCUUUCUCUCCCAUUUCCAUUUCUUCUUCCCCAUUUUUUCUUUCUCCAAGUCAUUCUUGUUUUUCAAAUCAACAAGCCCCUCAAGAUCCAAGAACUCUGAGAUGGAAUCUGCUACCCUUAAUAGAAUAAUUAAUAGGUUGGUUGAAAUCGGGACCAGAUCGGGGAAGCAGGUGCUGCUUUCUGAGGCUGAAAUUACCCAACUAUGCAUGGCUUCCAGAGAAAUUUUCUUAAGGCAACCUAAUCUUUUGGAAAUUGAUGCACCUAUCUAUAUCUGCGGGGAUAUCCAUGGCCAGUUUUCUGAUCUUCUAAGACUUCUCGAAUUUGGUGGAUUUCCUCCUCAUUCGAACUACUUGUUCUUGGGGGACUAUGUGGAUCGAGGAAAGCAGAGCAUAGAAACGAUCUGCCUCCUCCUUGCAUAUAAAAUAAAGUAUCCUGAAAACUUCUUCCUUUUGAGGGGAAACCACGAAUGUGCAUCUGUAAACCGUAUUUAUGGUUUUUAUGAUGAAUGUAAACGUAGGUUCAAUGUCAAACUGUGGAAAAUAUUCACGGACUGUUUCAACUGUUUACCUGUGGCUGCUCUAGUUGAUGAAAAGAUACUGUGUAUGCAUGGUGGGUUAUCUCCUCACCUUGACAGGUUAGAUCAGAUUAGGAAUUUAAAGCGCCCUGCCGAUGUUCCAGAAUCAGGUUUACUCUGUGAUCUUCUUUGGUCUGAUCCAAGUGUAAACACACGUGGCUGGGGACCGAAUGAACGAGGGGUUUCAUACACCUUUGGUGCAGAUCGAGUAGCAGAGUUUCUUCGAAAACAUGAUCUUGAUUUGAUUUGUAGAGCUCACCAGGUCGUGGAGGAUGGGUACGAGUUUUUUGCAAAUAGACAACUUGUAACUUUGUUUUCUGCUCCAAACUAUUGUGGAGAGUUUGACAAUGCAGCUGCAAUGAUGCAUGUGGAUUCAAAUUUAAUGUGCUCUUUCCAAAUACUAAAACCACCUGAAAAAAAGCCAAAGUUUGGGUUUGGCAGCAUCUCGUCGGGGCGAUAUGGUGGUACAAAAAAAGUAAAGUCGUUUCUUGGCUCAAUCGGGUGAAACUUUUUAGCUUGUUCAAGUUUGUUUGGUUGGUUCCGAGGUUUACCUCCUUGGAUGAGUUUUGAUCUCCCGUGGCUUCUUCUUACUGAAAUGUGACAUCUGAUACAGGCUUUCCACCAUUUUAGUGUAACAAAUGGUAUGUAGUUAUUUUGACAAGAAUUCAUGCUUUUUUGCCCUUUUCUUACUUGUGGGUUCACUAAAGCAUCUAUUGAGAACAAAAUAAUUAGAAAAAGACAUGAUAUUUUCGUCUUUUUA